UAUUUAUUUAUUUUUUUGCCAUACUGCUCCUUUAAUUCGGAGACCACCUGCUCUUGUGGCGUCAGCAUCGUGCAUCAUCCGCAGGAGGCACGAUGGCGAUCGAUACGGCAGCGAAAUGUUCAAAGUGGGAUUUUUUUUAGGAAAAGCUCAGCAUGCACAGGAAGAGAGACGCGGCCACGGAGCUGACUGGCACGACGAGAGACGAGCCAAGGGCCUGGUAACCGUCAAGGUAUUGCCAUGGAACGCCAUCCACUGGAGUACGUCUCAGCCGUGAUGAAUCAUGUUCUCCUGGGCUGACAUCCUUUGACAGUAGCUGCCAUGGCUUUUUGCAACGAAAGCCUGUUGGAGGAGUGCGACCUCAUGGAGCCGAACAACAUGGAGGAACCGUCGGAAAGCCUCCCGUCGGAGGCCGCAACUCCUCUCAUAUCAGUCACUCUACGCGUGACCCUGGCAGCCAUAAUGAUCUUUAUGAUCACUAUCGGUUUUCUCGGCAACGCCAUCGUGUGUCUGAUUGUUUACCAGAAGCCUGCCAUGCGUUCCGCAAUCAAUCUCCUCCUCGCCACGCUGGCUUUCUCUGACAUUAUGCUGUCUCUGCUCUGCAUGCCCUUCACCGCCGUCACCGUGGCCACGGCCGACUGGAGCUUCGGGAGCGGGUUCUGCCGGGCCUCCAUCAUGCUCUACUGGCUGUUUGUCCUGGAGGGCGUGUCCAUCCUCCUCAUAAUCAGCGUGGACCGCUUCCUCAUCAUCGUGCAGCGGCAGGACAAGCUGACCCCGCACAGAGCUAAGCUUCUGAUCGCGGGCUCGUGGGUGCUGAGCCUGUGCGUGUCCCUGCCGUCUGUAGUCGGGUGGAGGACGGGCGCCGCCGGCAUUGGGGGCGCGUGGGCACCGCAGUGCGUCCUGGGAUACAGCGAGUCCCUGGCAGAUCGCGGAUACACGGUGCUGCUGGCCGUGGCCGUGUUCUUCGUGCCCUUCGCCGUCAUGCUGUACUCAUACAUGUGCAUCCUGAACACGGUGCGCCGCAACACCCUGCGCAUCCACAACCACACCAGCGAGCACUCCUGCCUGCCGGCCCUCAACCAAGUUAGCAAAAUGAGACUCACCGGUCUGCAGCGGCCACCCCAGAUCAAGGUGGACAUGAGCUUCAAAACCAGGGCCUUCACCACCAUCCUCAUCCUCUUCGUGGGCUUCUCCGUGUGCUGGCUGCCGCACACGGUGGUCAGCCUGCUGGCCGUGUUCAGCCGACAGUUCUACUACAGCUCCGUCUUCUACCCGAUAAGCAUAGGCGCCCUGUGGCUCAGCUACCUGAAGACGGUCUUCAACCCGGUCAUCUACUGCUGGAGGAUCAGGAAAUUCAGGGAGGCCUGUCAGGAGUUCAUUCCCAAAAGCUGCAGACUGUGUCCCAGGGUGCCAGGCAGGAGCCACAGGAGAGUGAGACCCAGCAACAUUUACGUGUGCAGCGAGACACAGUCGGCUGUGUGACAAGGCUGAGCUACUGUUGACUCUCACCAAGUUAAUAAUUGUUGUCAAUAAGCGUUCGGAUGCUACACUUUAAAGUGCGUCUUCUUGACAGUGUACUAGCACCACAAGGAUGACUGUUCAAUGACAGAAAGGACUUCAUGGGAAACGCCAUUAUUAUUUCUGCUUUUUCCACAAAUAAAUACCAUUCCUGUGAGUCUCGGACUUAUAUUCAUGAUCACCACAGCAUAGCAGCCACUGCCUACACUGUCAGUCCACUUCUGUGUUUAAUAUAUUGUCCCUGAAGUGUUAUCCUGUCGUUUCAGACUCAAUCUUCAGUGUAAAAACUACUAACUUCUAGUGGUGGUGGUGAUUAUUUUUUGUCAGUUUUGUGGUGAGUUCCUCGGGGGAAACGAGCGUGCAGUAUUAUCGUCCGGUGAUGUUUCUAAGAAGAAAGUCCGACAGCUUUAGAGGAAAAAAAAAAACAACACAAAAAAAAAACACGUUUAAUGAAACUUGUGUACAAACCUUUUGUCAUUUUUUUUUUCCUCCAUGCGUGUGUCAACAAAGACGUGGUUCAGUUACUGAGGUGUGAAUGUUUACUUGAAUGCAUUAUGAUUUUCUGAAUGAUGAAACCGGGUAAAUAAAUACGGCUUUGAAAUGA
Molecule: messenger RNA, 2119 nt
Organism: Mugil cephalus (flathead mullet)
Lineage: Eukaryota; Metazoa; Chordata; Actinopteri; Mugiliformes; Mugilidae
Gene: gpr45
Product: G protein-coupled receptor 45
Exons: 2
Coding region: 319-1479 (386 amino acids)
Biological process (GO): G protein-coupled receptor signaling pathway
Cellular component (GO): membrane
Molecular function (GO): G protein-coupled receptor activity
Source: RefSeq, a predicted model, not a curated record